CUAUUCACCCCUUGGCGUUCUACUGUAGAAACAAUUAUACUCGCGCGUUAAAGUGUGAAAUCCAGAAAUGAUGAACAUCUUGAAUCCGAUCACCAUAGCAUCACAUACCCGUCAGCCACUUAAACAGUUCGCAUCAGAUACCUUUCAUCAAUUCAAGGGUAUCAAGGCAUCGAAAACGGGUCUCUGGAAAGACCUCUAUCUCAUUCCAGCAGAUAACAGCACUUUUCAAUUUAACAAUCUCACCUCGAGAUUAUCGACCAACCCAGAAUAUAAUCACGAUGGCAAUCUUUAACAGAAAAGGAAAGAAUGCCAACAGAAGUGAUGAUGGUGGAAGCAGUGGAGGAGCAGAAAAGAAGGCAUUCACUCAAAGAAAGCCGGCAAAUACAGCUUUCAAACAACAACGUCUUAAAGCCUGGCAACCAAUUCUAACGCCAAAGACUGUUUUGCCAACGUUCUUUUUGAUCGGAUUGAUCUUUGCACCUAUCGGAGCGGUACUAUACUAUUAUGCAUCACAGGUAUCCGAAUUCACUCUGGACUACACAGACUGCUACAAACAAUCCGACUCGAUCACAGAAAUGCCUUCAGACAAGUACAAUUUCAACAUCGUCGGAAAUGCAGAUCCAUUCCCAUUCUCAGCACCAGCUUGGCAUACCGUCGCAAACACAUCGGCACCAACUGGCAAAGCAUGCGAAAUCUUUUUCACACUCACAAACACUCUGCAGCCAACAGUGCUACUCUAUUACAAAUUAACAAAUUACUACCAAAACCACAGAAGAUACGUCAAGAGUAUCGAUAUGAACCAAUUGAUCGGUAAGAAUGUAUCUGCAAGCUCUCUACAGGGCGGGAACUGCAAACCUCUCGGUGAAAUUGACGGAAAGGGUAUCUACCCAUGUGGAUUGAUCGCCAACAGUAUGUUCAAUGAUACAAUCUUUGACCCAGUUCUUCUCAAUGCGCCCACCACAACCAAACGUCAAGAAUCCGGAGCAACAAAACAAUACGUCAUGUCGGAAAAGAACAUUAUUUGGCCAGGCGAAAAGAAGAAAUACCUCAAAACAAGUCAAGAUCCAAACGAACUUGCACCGCCGCCAUAUUGGAGAGGAAGUUUCCCGACCGGCGUUAUUGCACCUUAUUCUUAUCCUAACGGAUACAGUACAAAUCAAAUUUACGAUCCUUCUGACGAUGAGCACUUUAUGGUUUGGAUGAGCGUUGCUGGAUUGCCAACGUUCAGAAAGCUAUACAAGAGAAACGAUAAUGAUGCGUUACAAUCAGGACGUUAUUCGAUUAUGAUCUUUGAUAAUUAUCCGGUCGAUAUGUUCCAUGGAACGAAAUCGAUUGUGAUUUCAACGGUUACUUGGGUUGGAGGUAGAUCAGUCUUUUUAGGUGCCGCUUUCAUUGCUACUGCAGCUUUGUGCGUCCUUUUGGGUCUCAUCUUUACCGCAAGACAUUUGAUCCGACCACGCAAAUUGGGAGAUUUGAGUAUGCUAAGUUGGAAUGAAUAAUAAUGAUGACAAAGUUUCCCAAAGCACACUCUCAUUCCAGACCCCGCAUCAUAUCCCUUCCCAUCUUUUGUAUGUACACAACUUUAUUUUCUCUCUCUCAUGACUUUUAAUCAAUUCUGCACUGCUGGUAUGUAUGGCUUGG
Molecule: messenger RNA, 1641 nt
Organism: Meira miltonrushii
Lineage: Eukaryota; Fungi; Basidiomycota; Exobasidiomycetes; Exobasidiales; Brachybasidiaceae
Product: Lem3/Cdc50
Exons: 1
Coding region: 279-1499 (406 amino acids)
Cellular component (GO): plasma membrane; Golgi apparatus; endoplasmic reticulum
Source: RefSeq, a predicted model, not a curated record